This is a messenger RNA of Labeo rohita (rohu), 4016 nucleotides long. RefSeq names its product potassium voltage-gated channel, Shal-related subfamily, member 3 (gene kcnd3). Bases 598 to 2547 code for a protein of 649 amino acids. Gene Ontology annotation, molecular function: protein binding; A-type (transient outward) potassium channel activity. Gene Ontology annotation, cellular component: voltage-gated potassium channel complex; neuronal cell body; membrane. The transcript has 8 exons. NCBI's taxonomy places the organism in Eukaryota, Metazoa, Chordata, Actinopteri, Cypriniformes, Cyprinidae. Gene Ontology annotation, biological process: protein homooligomerization; potassium ion export across plasma membrane. The record is from RefSeq and is a predicted model, not a curated record.
CUGGCGCGAAAGCGAGUAUAUACUGCCUCUGUGCGUCUCGCGCUCUCUCUGCUCCAAGAACACCGAUCGCGCGCGCAGCGCCAAACUAGAGAGCGCGAGACCUGGCAGCGGAGAGACCUCGGGGAGGGAGAAAGGGAGUGUGCUGGUGUAUGAAGAGAAGAGAGAGAGAAAGAGAACGAGAGCGAGAGGUUGGGAAAACACUACCACCUCUAUCCAUCAGCCGAGCAUCCUGCGGGAAGUCACUUCGAGCGCGCUAGCGGUCGGUGCGGCAUUUCUGUCCGUCCGAGCAAAUGGAUCAUUAAACGGCACAGGAUGUGACUGAGGAGCACACAUAAUAAACACUAAACUAUUAUUACCCGCGGCUCCAAUCACGCUGGUUUUUCCUUUAGUAUUUUAUUCUUUCACUUGCUGUUUUGUUUUCUCUUUUCACCAUUAAUGCGCGGAUUUUUCGGCGAACACUUUCGAAGUGAUGUCAGGAGAAAAUGUAGCUGAAUGAAUGAAAAGUUACAAUAUUUUUUCAUGGAUGGGGUCUAAUCUAAUGUCAAGCUGGUUGUGAAGGUGUUCGAUCUGGUCCCCUCGACCCCAGCCGGAGUCCCCAUGGCUGCUGGAGUGGCAGCCUGGCUCCCCUUCGCUCGGGCGGCGGCCAUAGGAUGGAUGCCCGUGGCCAACCUGCCCAUGCCCGUCGCACCGACCAAUAAGAACAAGCAUCAGGACGAGCUUAUUAUCCUUAACGUCAGCGGCCGACGCUUCCAGACCUGGCGCAACACGCUAGACCGCUACCCUGACACACUCCUGGGAAGCUCCGAGAAAGAGUUCUUCUUCAAUGAGGAAACUAGGGAGUAUUUCUUUGACCGAGAUCCGGAUGUGUUCAGAAGUAUUCUUAACUUCUACCGCACAGGGAAGCUGCACUACCCACGCUACGAGUGCAUCUCUGCCUACGAUGAGGAGCUGGCGUUCUUUGGGAUCAUUCCUGAGAUCAUCAGUGACUGCUGUUAUGAAGAGUACAAAGACCGCAAGAGGGAGAACACAGAGCGUCUUAUGGACGACCUUGAGGACAACAAAGACAGCAAACUCCCCAAUAUGACUUUCCGCGAAACCAUGUGGAGGGCCUUCGAGAACCCGCACACUAGUACCAUGGCGCUGGUUUUCUACUACGUGACCGGAUUCUUCAUCGCCAUAUCUGUCAUCACCAACGUGGUUGAGACGGUUCCUUGCGGUUCUACGCCGAACCAGAGAGACAUCCCUUGCGGGGAGCGCUACACCGAGGCGUUUUUCUGCAUGGACACGGCUUGCGUAAUGAUCUUUACCGUGGAGUAUCUGAUGCGACUGUUUGCGGCGCCCAGCAGGUACCGCUUCAUGAGAAGCGUGAUGAGCAUUAUCGAUGUGGUGGCCAUCUUGCCUUAUUACAUCGGGCUCGUCAUGACCAACAAUGAGGACGUAAGCGGAGCCUUCGUCACGCUACGGGUGUUCCGCGUCUUCCGGAUCUUUAAAUUCUCCCGCCACUCCCAGGGUCUCCGGAUCCUCGGCUACACGCUGAAGAGCUGCGCGUCCGAGCUCGGCUUCCUCCUCUUCUCCCUCACCAUGGCCAUCAUCAUCUUUGCCACAGUCAUGUUCUAUGCUGAGAAAGGCUCCUCGUCCAGCAAGUUCACCAGCAUCCCGGCCUCCUUCUGGUACACCAUUGUAACCAUGACAACGCUGGGGUAUGGAGACAUGGUCCCUAAGACCAUAGCAGGAAAGAUCUUUGGCUCCAUCUGUUCUCUCAGUGGGGUGCUGGUCAUCGCUCUGCCUGUUCCCGUUAUCGUUUCCAACUUCAGCCGCAUUUACCAUCAGAACCAGAGAGCUGACAAGCGUCGGGCUCAGAAAGUUCAGAAAGCCCGACUGGCCCGAAUGAGAAUUUCCAAGAGCGGCAGCUCUACCGCCUUCCUGCAUAGCAAACGAAAUGGACUCAACCAAUCACUGGAGCUAACGCAGCUCCCCUAUUACAAGAUGAAACUUUCACCACAGGGCUCCUUAGAGGAGGACCAGCAGAUGAAGAAGACCACAUCUCUGCUGGAGAGUCAACAUCACCAUCUUCUGCACUGCCUGGAGAAGACCACGAAUCAUGAGUUUGUGGACGAGCGGCUUUAUGAGCAGGGGUACCUGCAGACAGCGCUACAGAACUUCCCAUCGCGGAGUCCAUCUCUCUCCAGUGAAGAGGGCAUCACCGGCACCUGCUGCUCUCGGAGAACCAAGAAGAACAUGCAGCCUCUCAGUGCCACACACACACACUCACACACGCACAACCUACAGGAGCUCAGCGCAUUACACAUCCAGUGUGGGGAACAGCAACCACUAAACACCAGUCGUUCCAGUCUCAAUCUGAUGUCGGAUGAAUCAGGGAGUCUGAACUGCAAGAGCAGUGGACUGGUUACCACGGCAAUCAUCAGUAUCCCAACCCCUCCCUCAAACAACUCUCGAGCCAGUCCCGACGCUCCGCCCCCUCCCAACCCAGACGCUCCGCCUCUUCCAAACCCUGGCACCGAUGUGGUGAAAAUCUCUGCUCUGUAGGAGAAAACAGAACUCAGGAAGAGAAACUGAUGAGUAGCCUGCCCCCUAGUGGGAGAAGUAGUGCGCUGGCUCAGACUCUCUGAAAGAAAUCUCUGAAAGAAGAUCAACAACGAUGCAUCUGUGUAAAAUGAGAGAGAAGGCGAACGCAACAGCAGGACGAUCAUGAGUAUUCGAUCACUCUCCAUCAGGACUGAUAUAGAUGAGGGUGUCAUUGCAGUGUCACUGUGCAUAGAACAUUUCUAAUUCUUUUUCCCUUAGUUUUCUGUUGGGUCAUACUGUUUUUGUUUUUUGACUAGCGAUGGAGGAAAAAGAUCAAGGGUUUGUUUUCAUCCAUGAGUCUUGUUUGUUUUAUAUCAGUCCGUUAAUCUGUUCCAACAUCGCAGACAGCCUCUCAAAGCCUCGGCUUUCUUUAUCCCAAUUAAGUUGUAUUUUGAACUAGAAUAAUUCCUAAAGGAUAAGAGAAAAUCUGCUUUAGGUCUGAGGGAGACCGUAUGAGUGUGACAGUGUUUCUUAGACUGUGCUAAGUGUUUAUUUUUGGAAUAUGUGUGAUUGGUCAAAAUUAGGUCUCACUUGAAUGUUUCUGCCCCGCGUGUGUGUGUGCGCGUGUGUAAGAAUUACUGAAUCGUCCCUCAAACUCUCAGCCUCUCACACAGUUCGUGCCUCUCAGGGGGAGGAGAGUUUCCUUCUUCUUUAAGCCACUGUCUCUCCCUGAGUCCGAAACGUUGAGCCGACUUUGUAACGUUAGUUGUGACCUAUCAGACAUUACUAUGUAAUAUAGAACCAAAAAAAAAGAAAAAAAAUGAGAGCGAGAGAGAGAGAAAGAAACAUAAAGUGUUUUUAAAACUCUGUGACUACAAGCACAAGGCGUCGCUGAGAUUUUGUGAUUACAAUGUGUAUCAAGCCUUGGUUUAACUGUGAAUAUUGUUGAUAGAAUAUUUUGUAAUAUUUAGCCAUUGUUUGGCAAAACCAGAGCAGCUGCCUACCCCGCCCCCUUUUCGUCCGCCCCGCCCUUUUAUGUCUCCCCCGCCCCUUUCCUCCGUCCACUGCUGGCCUGCUUCCUGUAGUUGUUCUGAUCUAAGUGUUAUUGUCAUUAUCGCUCAAUGGGUAUUUAAAAAUGUGUCUAGUUUGCGUAAAACUACAUGGGUAGGAAACUUUUGAUGUUUGUGUUUUUUCAUCAACGGUGAAUGUUUUUGUUAAACUAGAUUUCCAGUCAUACGUUGCUGUUAGAGGAGAAACUGUCAACCGUACGAAUCAAUUAGAGAUAAUUCUCCAAGUCCCUCCUUUUCUGUCUCUGUCCUUAUUUGUCAGCCAUGUUCACGAGGACGGCGUUGCCAAUGAGAGAAUUUGUGCUCGUUAGUAGAAAGUCCCUGUUUCGUCUGUGUUGUUUGAAAUUCACUGUCCUCAAAACUGCCAGCAAUCAGCUGCAUGCUCCACCUUUUGUACCAUAAUCCCCAUCCCAGGACUCUAAA